Molecule: messenger RNA, 1832 nt
Organism: Saccostrea echinata
Lineage: Eukaryota; Metazoa; Mollusca; Bivalvia; Ostreida; Ostreidae
Product: cingulin-like
Exons: 3
Biological process (GO): regulation of apoptotic process
Source: RefSeq, a predicted model, not a curated record
UUCUGGAAGCCAUUUUGAAUUUUAGAAGUCGAAGUCAACACAUCAGCUAGAUGAAGCUCAGGAAGAGAAAAUCGAGGAGGAUGACGUAGAACACGUGAAAAUGAAUCCGGACAACGAGCGAAAAUUGUGGCGGAACUGGAUGUUCCUAAAACAGGAACUUCCAGUUCUGGAAAUAACAGACAAAAUGAUAGCGGCUGGGAUAUUUACGGAGGACAACAAAAAGGACAUAAAUAACGUCAAACCAAACACAAAAUUGAUGAGAGCUGAGAGGUUUCUUAAUAUUCUGUUGGAAACAGGAGAUAAAGGAUAUGAAACAUUUUGUCAUUUCCUCCGCCAAGAGUCUUCUGGAAGAUUUGAGGAAAUCAACGAGAAAAUGGAGAUCGCUGUACAUCUGGAGCCAGUUAUUGAGGGUUAAUGUCUUACAGAUCCUGCGGCUGCCGGAGGAUCCUGUGACCAGAGCCAGACUGAAAAACCAGCAAACCUUACUCCCGACAGACAAAAUACAAUGAACAGCAGACAGUCGUCUUCAAUUUCCCGCGCCAGUACUAAUAUGUCGUUUGCUCCUGAUCCAGUGCAAGCAGCCGCCUCCGUGCAAACUGCAGCGGCAGUUAUGGCAAACGUAGGUGUUAACGAAUCCGGAGUAGACUUGAAACUUUUGGAAACUGAACUUGUGCGCAUUGCACCGACAAUUGCCGAACUUUUCCAAAAAAUAGUUCAGACAACGAAACAGACAAAUCCAACUUGGGAUGAACUGCAGAAAGUGAAAGCAGACAAUGAGAGGUUACGAAAAUCUAAUCGGGCUCUUAUUGAAAAACUCAACACUUUCCAAAAGCAAAUUAUUCAACUUCAGCUUGAAAAUAAAAAACUUCGUGACAAAGGAGUAUGCGAAACUGAGACCAAGGGAGAACUCGACAGGAAAGCCGAGGAAUUAGAUAAACUGAAACAAAAGUUAGAGCAACAGAAACAAGAGCUGAUAGAAAAAGACCAGGAGUUGAACGAACAGCUCCAGAAAAUCAAAGAUAUUGAGGACGAGAAUGAUAGACAAAAAGUUCAAAUUCUUAACCUUCAAGUCCUUCACGAUGAGGGCGUCAGCGAAAGAUCUCGUCAGCAGAUUCAAAUCACAGAACUCCGUGAAGAAAAGGAAAAACAGAAUAACAAGAUUGCACAUCUGGAGGAAAUGCAGAAAAAAGACGAGGACCGUUUGGAGCGCUUGGAAGCGCGCCUUCGACUGCUGGAGCAGCUCGCUCCCGCCUCGACUCGAGGCUCAACAUACGGUGCCCCGCGUCGCCGGAAUGCACGAGUUGUAUCUCCUCCACGCGCCAUGCCUUGGAUGAGCGGGGUCGUAAACCGAUCACAUCAUGCCAACGUGAAGUUCACACCACCUCCACCACGGGGCGGUGUUGGAGGAAAGACCCAAGAAAAGGGAUGGUCUUUUUGAGAUAAAAGAAGGAUCCGGAACAACAAAAACAACAUUAGGAUUAAAAUGUGUAUCUGACUGAAUAUGGAAAAACUGCCUCCUUUGUUUGUUAAAAUUAUAUGCUUUUAAAAUCAUAAACUUGAGGCAGCAAAGUGUAUAAAUUUACAGCCAUCUUUUUUUUAAGUCACUGCUUUACAUUAACUGUUUAAAAUUCCUGUACUCCAUAUUUGCACGUUUUAAAGUUAACGCAAUGCCUUUUAGAACAAUUUGUUCUCAAAGGAGGUGCAUAGAAGCAUGAAGGUUGUUUCAAAGACAACAGUACAGGUGAUCUUUGUUAGACAUUCAUUAUCAUGUUACAUCUUAUACAUAGUCAAUAAAACAUUUAAUAAAGCAUCAAUUUUAGCAUUUAAAUAUA